AUGGUUCAAGCUGAAUCUUCAUCAAGUGCAUCGCGCAAUGGUGCCAAACCUGUAACUGCAGGUGCCCCUGCCAACUAUGAACUUCCUUGGGUUGAAAAAUAUCGCCCCAUUUUCCUUGAUGACGUUGUUGGAAACACUGAGACGAUUGAACGUCUCAAAAUUAUCGCCAAAGAUGGCAAUAUGCCGCACGUUAUCAUCUCAGGCAUGCCGGGUAUUGGAAAGACAACGUCCGUUCUUUGCCUGGCCAGACAAUUGCUCGGAGACUCGUAUAAGGAGGCAGUGCUGGAGCUCAAUGCAAGUGACGAGAGAGGUAUCGAUGUGGUGCGCAACCGGAUCAAGGGUUUUGCCCAAAAGAAGGUCACUCUACCUCAAGGCCGACACAAGCUGGUAAUACUUGAUGAGGCUGAUAGUAUGACCCCUGGUGCCCAGCAGGCGCUCCGCCGUACCAUGGAAAUCUACUCGACAACUACUCGAUUCGCUUUUGCUUGCAAUCAAUCGAAUAAGAUCAUCGAACCCCUUCAGUCUCGAUGUGCUAUCCUCCGUUAUUCACGUUUAACCGAUGCGCAAGUUGUAAAAAGACUGAUGCAGAUUUGCGAAGCGGAGAAGGUCAAACACUCUGAGGAUGGAGUUGCUGCAUUGGUCUUCAGUGCGGAGGGUGAUAUGCGUCAAGCAAUCAACAAUCUCCAGAGUACAUGGUCUGGGUUUGGCUUCGUCAGUGGAGACAAUGUCUUCCGUGUUGUCGAUAGCCCACAUCCGAUUAAGGUCCAGGCAAUGUUGAAAGCCUGCUGGGAGGGCAAAGUCGACGCUGCUUUAGAGACCUUGAAUGAGCUUUGGACCCUGGGAUACUCCUCCCACGACAUUAUCAGCACAAUGUUCCGCGUCACCAAAACCAUUCCAACUCUCUCAGAGCACUCCAAGCUGGAAUUUAUCCGAGAAAUUGGCUUCACUCAUAUGCGCAUUUUGGAUGGAGUGCAGUCACUUCUCCAGCUAAGUGGAUGUGUUUCAAAGCUGUGCAAGGUAAACAUGAAGCCUGAACUCUUCCAACCUUCAAAGGCGUGA
Molecule: messenger RNA, 1059 nt
Organism: Penicillium taxi
Lineage: Eukaryota; Fungi; Ascomycota; Eurotiomycetes; Eurotiales; Aspergillaceae
Product: replication factor C subunit 4
Exons: 5
Coding region: 1-1059 (352 amino acids)
Biological process (GO): DNA repair; DNA-templated DNA replication
Cellular component (GO): Elg1 RFC-like complex; Rad17 RFC-like complex; DNA replication factor C complex
Molecular function (GO): ATP hydrolysis activity; DNA clamp loader activity; DNA binding
Source: RefSeq, a predicted model, not a curated record